AUGUUUAAAAAUUUCCUGCUGUCGCCACCUAAAUUUGGAGGACCUUCGGUUUGGAAACUGUUCCCACAGUACAUACCUGCGCCAAAUUCAGAUCAGAAACCAGUACUGAUCCAUGUGUGUGGAGUGAACCCAGUGGAGACCAACACCUGCUCUGGGACCUACACCAGGAAGCCCAGCCUGCCCUACACUCCAGGAACUGAUGUGUCCGGGGUUGUGGAGGCUGUUGGAGAUGGGGUCCAACUUACAGGUGCUGGUGACCGUGUGUUCACCACGGCCACAGAGACCGGAAGGUAUGCAGAAUACACCGUUGUGUCUGAUGACCUUGUCCCUCGGCUGCCAGACUCCUUAGACUACAAACAGGGAGCUGCCAUUGGGAUCCCCUACUUCACAGCAUACAGAGCUCUCUCCCAUAAAGCACAUGCUAAAGCAGGCGAGACAGUACUCAUCCAUGGAGCCAGAGGCGGGGUAAGACCAAUGUGGGGGUGUGCAGCGUGUCAGAUGGCCUUGGGUCUGAGGGUCCUGGGGACAGCAGGGACCCCAGAGGGACUGAAGCUUGUCCUGAAGAACGGAGCUCACAUAGAAUGCUCUUUCCAUGACAUAGACUGA
Molecule: messenger RNA, 606 nt
Organism: Salvelinus sp. IW2-2015
Lineage: Eukaryota; Metazoa; Chordata; Actinopteri; Salmoniformes; Salmonidae
Source: RefSeq, a predicted model, not a curated record